AUGGGAAAUAAUCAUUUCAGUGAUGUGGUGCUAGACAACAAAGCCAUCAGUGGAAUCACAGGUUCCAUUUCCAUUAGUUUUUGGAUUAUAGUGUUUGUUCCACAAAUUUAUGAAAAUUAUGUUAGAAAAUCAAGUGAAGGUUUAUCCCUUCUAUUCGUUGUAUUAUGGCUAGCUGGUGAUGUUUUCAACGUCCUAGGUGCUUUUUUACAACAUGUCUUACCAACAAUGAUUAUAUUGGCAAUUUAUUAUACUUUAGCUGAUUUAGUUUUAUUAGCACAAAUAUUCCUUUAUGGUGAUGGUCAAAAUGUUGAUCCUGUUCAUUUAUCACCUGCUAAUCCAUUAUCAGAAAAUAUUUUUGAUGAAGUAUUAGAUCAGGAUUCUGAUUCUACUUCAAAUUCACAAAUUGUGGAACAAGGAUUACCAACAGCAACAACAAGUUCAUCAUCCAAGAAAUCAACAAGAAGAACUAUAUUAGAAAGUUCAUUGAUUUUAUUUGUCAUUGUAUCUGGUAUUUUCGGUUGGUAUUUAACUUAUAAUCCAGAUUCAGAUUCUUCACCUGAUGAAGAUUUAAAAUUUGAUGUAUUAGCACAAUCAUUUGGUUGGUUAUCUGCAGUUUUAUACCUAGGUUCAAGAAUGCCACAAAUUUUAUUAAAUUAUCAAAGAAAAUCAUGUGAAGGUAUUUCAUUCUUAUUCUUUCUUUGUGCAUGUUUAGGGAAUUUAACUUAUGUUAUUUCUAUCUUGUCUAUAAGUGUUGAUCCAUAUUUCCUUUUGGUUCAAUCAAGUUGGUUGGCUGGUUCUAUUGGGACUUUGAGUUUGGAUUUUGUUAUAUUUGUUCAGUUCUUUUUGUAUAAUAGAGAUGAUGAUUAUGAAGAGUUGAACUGA
Molecule: messenger RNA, 882 nt
Organism: Hansenula ciferrii
Lineage: Eukaryota; Fungi; Ascomycota; Saccharomycetes; Phaffomycetales; Wickerhamomycetaceae
Product: PQ-loop repeat-containing protein
Exons: 2
Coding region: 1-882 (293 amino acids)
Biological process (GO): basic amino acid transmembrane export from vacuole
Cellular component (GO): fungal-type vacuole membrane
Source: RefSeq, a predicted model, not a curated record